This is a messenger RNA of Alosa sapidissima (American shad), 5713 nucleotides long. It is a transcript of the gene mtmr11, whose product is annotated as myotubularin related protein 11. NCBI's taxonomy places the organism in Eukaryota, Metazoa, Chordata, Actinopteri, Clupeiformes, Clupeidae. Bases 436 to 2955 code for a protein of 839 amino acids. The transcript is spliced from 17 exons. The record is from RefSeq and is a predicted model, not a curated record.
UGGGUGUCUUUUUUGUUACUGUGUGGCGCUCCACUGUGUCAUUACCAGUAUGGCGAGGGGUAAACAAAUGUAGCUAAUGGAAAGCGUUCUUAUUCCGCGUCGGCGGUCAUCUACGUCUGUGUUCUCAGGAAGGGUACGUUUCUAAAAGCGAGACUGCUACAAUUAACGGUGAACUUAUUCAAGCUCUGGUCGGAGGAGGGAGGUAUGGAUGGAUUCCGCUUCAAGACCAGUAAAAUUCAACGAGAGUGGGUUACUCAGCCACAGAGAACACCUCUACACUCAAUGAUGCAGGUUGAAUGCAGAGAAAAGUAACAGUUCCAGAGAAACAUGGAAUGGACCAAAGCACCGCUUUUACACUGUUAUUGACUUUGACUACCGCAUGGGUUCACAUUGGAUUUUGUAAGGAUAUAGAAAGAUACGUUUCUUGAUGUGAAAAUGUUAACGGGAUCCAGGACAACGUUUAAAGUGAGGCAAAUUCCUGAUGUGAAGGACCGGAUGCUGAGCCAUAGCGGCCAUCACACUCGAGGGAGGGACAUGUUCGGACUCUGCUGUUUACCAGGAGAGUGUGUUCUCCAGAGAGCCGUGCUGGUGAGGAAGAAGCUGUCUGCCAAAGAGGGGGGCGGCUGGCUAUCUGGCACGCUCUUCUGCACCCACUUCAGGGUGGCCUUCGUGCCCCAGGACAGUCCCAAGCCAGACGACAACGCAGAUCCCGUGCUGCUAGGGGACCAUGAUGUGGCUCUGGCUUCCAUUGAGAAGGUGGUGGCUGUGGGGCCCUCUCGCACCAAACUGGUGACGCCUAACUCAUCUUUGAAGUUCACGCCUGAGGAACUGGUACUCUACUGCCGUGACCUCCGUGUUAUCUGCUUCCUCUUUGACCGCCUGACGCCAGACACUCAGGCUGUAGAGAUAACGUACACCAUUGCCAAGACAUACCAGCCCCUCAGGGCAGGGACCAUCCUCUCCUUUCAAAAUGCAGCACUAGGUUCUAUAGAAAUGAAGCAGUUCCUGAGUAACCGUCGGCGUGACCCCAACAUGAACUGGUUCGAGAGCUCAAUCGACUGGGAGCAGGAAUUGGAGAGAGCCGGGGCCACAGGAUGGAGGGUCACCUCAGUCAACGACCGCUUCGAGAUGUCCACAAGUUUGUCCAGGUUCAAUGUGGUCCCACAGAAGGUCCUGGACACAGAGCUGAAGAAAACGUUUGCCCACUUCAACGAGGGACGCAUCCCGCGAUGGUGUUGGCGCCAUCCCCGUGGCAGUGAUCUGUUACGUAUGGCCAGCUUUCAGAACAACAUCUACCAUGAAAAGGAUGACAUCAGGAACCUGGAGCUGGUGCUGUUUGGGGUCCAGCAGGUGUGUGUGGUGGUGGACUUGGGGGAGGAGAUGCCGUCAACGGCCGACAUCCAGCUAGCCCACACCAGGUUACGCGCGCUGUGCCUGGGAGACAUCUCCGCAUCUGUGUCUGUGCCAGAUGACAAAUGGCUGUCCACGCUGGAGGGCACCCACUGGCAGGACUACAUCAGGUGCUGUCUACGGAAGGCUGCAGAGGUGGCCUGCUUGCUCAGAGGUGGCCAUCUGACCGUUGUCCUCCAAGAGCCUGAAGAUCGGGACAUGAACUGUGUGGUGUCCAGCCUGGUGCAGGUGAUGUGCGACCCGCACUGUCGGACGGUGCCUGGCUUCCAGGCCCUGGUCCAGAAAGAGUGGAUCAUGGCCGGCCACCGCUUCCUCAGCCGCAUCAACUACCACAGAGACAGCGACAAGGAGGAGGCCCCAGUGUUCCUGCUCUUCCUGGACUGUGUGUGGCAGCUGUGGGCGCAGUUCCCCUCACGUUUCCAGCUGAGCGGAGACUACCUGCUGGCCCUGCAUGACUCGCUGCACGUGCCUCUCUUCAGCAGCUUCCUGGCCAACUGCCAGCGCGAGAGGAGCCGCCGCUCACAGCACCUGGCCCAGAGCUACACGCCGGUGAACGGCCUGCGGGAACUGCCCCAGGGCUCCCCUCAGGACCCGUGUGACCCCCCCCUGCCCCCCGUGUGGGACUGGGCCCUGCAGUACAGCGGUCAGAGACGAGCGCACUUCACCCAGCCUGUCACCCAGCCGGCCUGCCCUCCACCCAUGCUCAACGGCAACCUCAACACCAACCUGGGCCCCCACCGGCACGUGGACGGCAUGGCCGGCUCGGUGUUCCUGCUGUCCCGGGGCUCCUUCUCGUCGCCGUCCAACCUGCUGCCGUGGCGGAGCGGCACCGGCUCGGGCUCUUACCGGAAGAGCCACCGGAGGGCCCCGUCGGCCGAGAUGUUGCCCGGCCUGGAGCGCCUGCUGCGGGCCUGCUCGCUGUCCGAGGCCAGCCCUGAGCCCCACGAGCCCCUGCUGCCCCUCCUGCUGGGGCCCUGCGUCAAGGUGUGGAGGGACUGCUACCUCAGGGGGGCGCUCCAUGCACAGGCCUUCACCCACCCUAUGCCAUCGUCCAUGCUCCACCCAGUGGAGCAGCUGGCCUGGGAGGUGCAGCAGCUGCGUGAGAAACUGGCCCAGGCCUCCACCUCGUCCUCUUCGUCCUGCUCCUCCUCGUCCUCCUCCCCUUCGUCCUCCCGGACCUCUGACACUCUGCACAUCAGGCGGGAAUCUCGCCGCUCCGACUCCAACCUCAACCAGAACGCCAACAACGGCACGUUCCUCUUCCCCUCGUCCAGGUCCGCCUCCCACCAGCCUCCCGCCGCCAGAGCCAGUGCCCGCCCCGCCACCCCGCCCAAAGCCGCCUCGAGGCCCCCCGCAACCAACACCAGCCCCCAGCCUCGACCUGCUGGAAGGGAUGGACCGAAACACACCUUCCUCUUCGGCCACCAGCCCGACAACCGUCCGGCGCAGCGCUACAUUGCAGCCCCGCACAGCAAGCCGUCCAGGAGCAGCAGCAGCAGCAGCAGCGGAGGCUCGUCUGGGAUCUCCGGCAGCUCUCUGCAGUGACCACCACGCUCUCAGGACUCCGUUUAGCCCUGCGUUCACAACAUCCACUCCUUCACUAGACAGUGCACUCUAUAGAGAAUGACCACUGAAGUUCUUUGUUAUAGUGCACUAUGUGGUGAAUAAAUGGAUAGGUAUCCCACACUGCCUCCUGUCUGUCUCAAACACACAAAACAAAAUGGCCGCUCCCAGACCUACUGGGUGACUCAUGGAUUUACCUUUUCUUUUGGGAGCCGAGUGAGGCAGACCUCACAUCAUCCGUGUGUCAAAGUCUGCCACCACCACCAGCUAUGCAGAAGGUCAUGAUAAAUAGCACAAGAGAGCUCCGACUGUUUGGGUGUAUCUGGACAACAUCAUACUGUCUCAUCCAGUAUUACAUGGCAGCAGUAUACAGCACUAAUUUAUUUUACAUAUUUUCAACUGUUGCCUUUUCAAAUUCUGUGUUAUAAAUGAAUGACAAAGACUGUUUAAAAUAGAGCACACAGCAGAACGCUUUAAGGUCCUGCUGUUCCUGUCUCAAGAGUCAAUGCCAAAUGUAGUUUUGCUAGUGGGUGAGUAUAAUCUAGUUGUCCAGUGCUCUUUGUGAGAUUGCUCUGAAGCACAUGAUCUCAGUGUAUUUAGAAUGCAUGUGUGUGUUCCUGUAUUGAAGCACAAUAUGUUAAAGAGUCCUAGUGAAGUAGCAAGAAUGAUUCAUGUCACCAUAUUCAUUUCCAUACCACAUAGUAGAGAGUGGGCUUUUGAACACUUGAAAUAGUGAGUGAAUUUACAAGUGCUUCUCAAAGUGAACACUAGAGGACGUAGGUCUCCUCAAUCACAUAUAUAACAUGACGUAAAGGAACUUAGGGUAGGAUAAAUUUUCUUACUUUUUUUUCUCUCCAAAAAAAACAAAAGAUGCUAAUUUAGGCCACAGCAAUAUUUUGGUACGGACACGGUUGUGUUGUUGAAAUAUGCAUGUUUUAAUUAUUAUGCUUUCAAAAUGGUACAAAAUGAGUUGUAUAUUUAGUAUUGCAGCUGAAUAUCGAGCAUGUCCAGUGAGAGUGACACAGCAGAAUGGCUAGUGGCAUGUUGAUAGUGAGUCUGUGUCUUGCGGGCCUAAAUUCCUUCCAUUCCUACACUUUAUUUUCUCCCUCUGGCAGUGAAUUAUUUAAGUUCUGAGGGCCAUGGAGGCUUUGAUGCUGUGGGGUUUGCUAUAAACAUACUGUAUAAUGGUAGAGGUGGUUUUAUUAUUUGUACUAUUUUUCAUAUAAAUAUUAGAAAAGUGUUCAUUCUCAAUCAUAUAAUGAGUAAUUAUACUCAUGAGUAUCUUUAUCUUCAAAGCGCACAGUGUAGCACAAUUUCCUGGUUCCUCAUAUUUCCUAACGAUUUACAAGAGAUUUGGUUUUUGGUUUCAUUCUCAAGCAGCUAGUCCAGUUCAGGAGGUUGGGGAGAGCACCUUUAAGUGGAAAGUCCGUGAAUUUCUAUUCCUUCACUGGAAUUUGACUGGAAAUAACCUUACGGCGGCUGCUCAGUGAACCCGUCUCCUCAGAAAGCUAUCUGUUCUGAUGAAUCACAAUGACGUAGUGCAGGCCUCAGACCUGUUGUGCAUAUGAAGUGGAGAGCGGGAGGAUAAAGCACUGGUUUGUUUUCCUUUUGGUAGAUGCUGCUUGGCUAGAGUUAAUGGCUUCAGUUAGAACGGUACGUCUGUGCUGUGUUUCUAGGGCACAGCAGCUGAGUAAUUCCCUUAUGACCCAGCAAGGGUGCCAUUCCGAGAGGUGUUUGUCUCUCCUCUCUCUUCUCUCUCUCUGUCUCUCUCUCUCUUUUCUCGAUCCCUCUUUCCCUAUUUGAAUCUGGAACAUUCGCCAGAAGGGCAGGAAGCUGUCCUGAAGUAUGUCUUCUAGGGUUUUCUCCCUGGCUGUCUUUCAAAGUGCGCCACUGCCAGAGUGAGAUACACAAAGUCCUCGAGCUUUUUUUAGAGGGCCUGAAGGCAGAGAGAGCUGACUGCUGACUGACUGAGGUCAUGGUGAGUGAGAUCAGAAGACAGCCUCAGUGGGAGUCAAAUGUGUUACUCACUAGAGGUCACACCACGCCUGAUACUGUGACUCUGGGGGGGAAAAUGUUGAGAACUCUUGUGUCAUCAGUUCUACCUGUAUUCAUGUAGCAAUAAAUGCAUUCAUUUGAUAGAACAAGAAACAUGAACUUGGUAGAGAAAGGAAAUGCCCUAAGAUCUCUUGGCAUAACUGUGGCUUGGUAAUCUUCAAAAUAAGUGCAAUCGCUCUCAAAACCCAAACCAGCAUACAAAACAAAACAAAACAAAACAGAGACCUUCUGUGAUGGCAUCUUGAAAGCAAUAUUUCAGGAGAAAUAUGUGUAAUCACACUAUGCUUACAUUUAGCCUACCCUAGCAAUGAAUAAGGUACUUCUCAUGUUAAGUAUUUGUUUUAUACUUUGAUCAUUGAGUUUUUUUGUAAGUAUUGUUGGCAUGAGAUGCUGCCUCUGUGGUUAAAUGUACUCUUUGGAUUUCACUCUAGUGCUUUUGUUCAGACCUCACCAUGGAGCGAACUGUAGGUUUCAGGAAGUCUGUCUGCAUGAGUGGUGGCUCAACUAUGAGAAGUUGUGGUUCAAGGUAUGAUGACUGAUGUCUGGAAUUUCAUAUUACUGUUCAGUUUUUGUAAUUGUUGGGAUGAUCGAUGUAUCUAUUUUCUAGCAUUCUGUAUUUUUUUGUAUGGACAUUCAAUAGCAUGUUUUGAAGUAGAUGAAUAAAUCUAAACCUUAGAUAAUUUUA